Messenger RNA from Phycodurus eques (leafy seadragon), 3276 nucleotides. Its product is annotated as gastrula zinc finger protein XlCGF26.1-like. The coding region runs from base 214 to 1908 and encodes 564 amino acids. Lineage: Eukaryota; Metazoa; Chordata; Actinopteri; Syngnathiformes; Syngnathidae. The record is from RefSeq and is a predicted model, not a curated record. Gene Ontology annotation, biological process: regulation of transcription by RNA polymerase II. Gene Ontology annotation, molecular function: RNA polymerase II cis-regulatory region sequence-specific DNA binding; DNA-binding transcription factor activity. The transcript is spliced from 4 exons.
AAAUAAUGUAGCACGUCAAUGUCACGAAAUCAGUACAUUGCUUUUAUUAUUUGUCGUGAACUCUUAAAUCCCGUGUAUAUUUCUGUCGUGGAACCAUAAUUUGCCGUCUUCUGCGAGUCCGCUCGGAGCUCGCAAUGACGAGCUAAAAAGAGCAACGCGUCGCUCACCGGAUUAUCGGGCGUGAGCGGAAACCGAAACCGAACGUGUGCAAGAAUGAUUGCAGAGUACGAGGAGGAAGUUCGUCGAACAAACGAGGAGAACGAGCGACAAGGUCCAAUUCUGGACGCGGGUUUCAAGCCUCGAGAUGACGCACACAGAGCAGAUGUCAGUGAAGAUCCCCAUCCUGAGCAGCGGGACGCGGAGUCCGAGGAGCCGAAGUCUCCCCGCAUGAAGGAGGAAGAGGAGGAACGCAGCAUCAGUCAGGAGGGAGAGGAGGAGGACAUCGGCAAUUUUCCAUUCACUGUUGUCCAUGUGAAGAGUGAAGAUGAUGAAGAAGAGGACGUUGAAGAAGGCGGUGGAUCCCAAGCAGAAGGCCUCUUAGUGGAUUGGAACAGCAUAACGUCACACCCUCCCGACGGCAAUGUUGCCGAACACUCCCGAGGUGAUACGACGCGUCGCACUGGCAACGCGCACUUGACGUGCGCUCGGUGUGGCAAGACUUUUACCGACAAGAGGAAUCUCAGGAGACACGUGAUCAUUCACACGGGAGAAAAAGCUUUCAUGUGUUCAGUUUGUGGGCAAAGAUUCUUUCAGAAGGGAUCGAUGAUAACGCACACAAGAAAGCACACUGGAGAAAAACCUUUUUGCUGCUCGGUGUGCCACAAAUGUUUCAGUGAUUAUUCGACAUUGGUGAAACACACGAGAACGCACACCGGCGAAAAGCCCUUUUCGUGCUCAAUCUGCGCUAAAACCUUCUCCCAGAAGGUGGCCAUGAAAACACACACAAGAACACACACCAGAGAAAAAUCCUUUUUCUGCUCCAUCUGCCGCACAAGUUUCAACGUUCGUUCAACGUUGGUUCACCACAUGAGAACGCACACGGAUGUCCGUGAAGAAGAGCGGCAGGAGCCCGCGGCCCCAGACGUUAAAGAGGAAGCAGACCAACACAACAUAGGUCGGGAGGAGGCCGAUCCCACCCGGCUGCCCUUUAAUCGCGUCGUUGUGAAGAGUGAAGACGACGAAGAGGAAGGCGACGGCGACCGCCUCUUAACUCCGCUAUCGGAUAGCGACAACACGUCGCAUUCUCCCGACCCCGAUGAUGACGAGCACGCUAAAGGCGAUGCGACGUGUCACAAUGACAACAAACGUUUGGCAUGUCCGCGCUGCGACAAAACGUUUAGCAACAAUGCAAAUCUGAGAAGACACAUGAUGAUUCACACUGGAGAAAAACCUUUCAUGUGCUCCGUUUGCGGCCAAAGAUUCUCUCAGAAAACAUCGAUGAUAACGCACACGAGAACACACACCGGAGAAAAACCUUUUUCCUGCUCGGUGUGCCACAAAUGCUUUAGCGAUUGCUCGACGUUGACGAAACACACGAGAACGCACACGGGUGAGAAACCCUUUUCGUGCUCAAUCUGCAAUAAAAGCUUCUCCCAGAAGGCGACUAUGAGAAUCCACACGAGAACACACACCGGGGAAAAAGCAUUUUUCUGCUCAGUCUGCAAUACGAGUUUUAAUGUUCGUUCAACAUUGGUCCAGCACAUGAGAACGCACACGGGCGAGAAACCUUUUACCUGCUCGGUGUGCACCAAAAGUUUCGGUCAUCCCGCAGCGCUGGCGAGGCACGUGAGAACGCACACUGGGGAGAAAGUGUUCAAUUGCAGUGUGUGUGCUCAACGAUUCUCUUACAAGUAUCAGGUGAACAAACACAAGUGUGCUGGGGAAGAACAGCAGCAGGACUUUAGAUAAACGUUGACUUUCACUUGGGUUAAACGCCGUUGAGGCCCAUUUUCUAGUGAGCGGCACUGCUGGAUUUACAGUGUACGCGCUCAUAAUAACUCAUCGUUAUUAUAGACCGCCAAGGAUGCUACUCGUGUUCAUGUUUCAAAUUCCACAUACGGUACAGUUCGUCGGUUGCAGUCGAAUGAACGGUUUUCACAAAACAAGCGACCGAAUAGAACAUUUCCAGUCUUUCAUGUUUGAAUAGCCUUAAAGACUGCAUGUGGCUUCGUAGACAAACCAAAAACACACGCUUCAGUAUUACAAAUUGAAGAACAUACUGUGGCGCUGGUACGAGGGCUCCCUCUAGUGGUGCAUAAAAUAAUCCCUGAAUUCAAUGUUCGAAUCGUCAGUGGCAGUGGCGUUCGCCUUUUUCUCAAAUCCCGUCCAGUACAUUUAUUGUACUGUCCUUACACUUCAUUUGCAUUGAAUCAUUUAGAAAUGUUUGUUCUCCAACACUUAUAAGGGAAAAAUAUCGAAUUCACAUAUGCAAUAAAUUGGAGUUACGUGGUUAUUUCUGGAGCAUUUUGUUUGUUUGUUUGUUUGUUUGUUUUCUACAUUUAAGUGCAGUGUUAAAGUUCCAACUGUGCAUCAUGUUACAGUGGCUAACAAAAAUAUGAAACAUAUGUUUUUAGGAAUGAAACAUCUACCUGGACAAUCUCCAUUCAAAGGACGUGUGAUGACGUGUUCCAAGAAGAGCUGAGCCCAGAACUUGCGAAAUUUGACAUUUCCUAAAAGUAGGACAGGAAAACGACAGAGCAGAAGCUGCAAUGACACCUCCUCACCUGGGGAGGCAGUAACGUACGAGACGUAAUAAAUGAGUCUCGUCUGCCGGAAGUCAAUGCCGAGAAAAGCAAAGUUUGCAAAACGGCGUUUAGCAUAAGGCAUUUAAUCCGAACUGCUUCUGUGGGGUUCCGACUAAUCAACACAAUUCGACCCCUUUUUUUUUUUUUUAUUUCACCGGGGUGACUAACUUCUGUCCGGAUGAACUUGUCUCGGUGGACUUUGAAGUUAGCUUAGCUGGCUAGCUGCUAACAAAGAGACAUCAAAACAUCAUGCGAAGCAGACGUCAGGUGUGCGUGUGCAAUCGUGUGACUAUCGUGUGAGAAUGUGUGCCAAAGUGAAAGAAGAGUACGAGGAGGAACUUUGUGGAGCAAAAGAGGAGAACGAGCGACAACGUCAACGUCGACGACUUGGUGCUGCUUUCAAGAAGCCCCAAGCUGUGUCGCACACAGCUGAUGGCAGCGAACAGUAUCUUCAUCCUGAGCAGCAAGAGUGGAACUUCAAAGUGGAGCAGCAGGGGCUGGAGCCGUCACAUGUUAAGGAGGAAGAGCUAGA